CCAUGGGAACAAAGAAGUAUUUUCUUGUAGAGGAAUAAAAUUGGCAGUAGACUGGUUUUUGGAAAGACGCCACAAAGAUGUUACCGUGUUUGUGCCAGCAUGGAGAAAAGAACAGUCAAGACCUGAUGCUCUUAUCACAGAUCAAGAAAUCCUGCGCAAGUUAGAAAAAGAGAAAAUUCUGGUGUUUACACCAUCCCGUCGUGUGCAGGGGAGAAGGGUGGUAUGCUAUGAUGACAGAUUCAUAGUGAAGCUGGCCUUUGAGUCAGAUGGCAUCAUUGUGUCUAAUGAUAACUACAGGGACCUAGCUAAUGAAAAGCCAGAAUGGAAGAAGUUCAUAGAUGAGCGAUUGUUGAUGUAUUCAUUUGUCAAUGACAAGUAA
This is a messenger RNA of Chelonoidis abingdonii (Abingdon island giant tortoise), 379 nucleotides long. The record is from RefSeq and is a predicted model, not a curated record. Lineage: Eukaryota; Metazoa; Chordata; Testudines; Testudinidae.